GGUGUAUGCUCAAGGAUGUCUCUCAUAGAAGGUCUUCUCCUCCAGGCUCCCAGCAGCACGGUAACACUCCUGGGGGCUGGGCUGUUUCUACUGGUCCUCUACCUCCUCUCCUCUGGUUCCAGUUCUGAGCCACAGGGGAAGGAGCCUCCAGGACCCAGACCACUACCCCUGCUUGGUAACCUGCUACAGCUGGAUUUAAAGAGGUUUCACCACACUCUUUUUGAGCUGUCUAGGAAAUAUGGCUCGGUGUUCACAGUUCACAUUGGACCCAGAAAGGUGGUGGUUCUUGCAGGAUACAAGACGGUCAAGGAGGCACUGGUCACCCAUGCGGAGGAGUUUGGAGAACGGGGGAUCCCUCCUUUAUUUGGUGAAAUCAACAAAGGACAUGGUAUUUUAUUUGCCAAUGGAGAUUCGUGGAAAAAGAUGAGACACUUUGCCUUGACAAACCUUCGAGACUUUGGCAUGGGGAAAAAAGCGAGCGAGGAGAUGAUCAUUGAGGAAGUUCACUACCUGACAGAAGUGUUUGAAGAAUACAAGGGUAAAGACUUUGACACAACCCAGCCAAUACAUUAUGCCAUCUCCAACGUCAUCUGCAGCAUUGUCUUUGGCAGCAGGUUUGAAUACUCUGAUCCCAGAUUCCGACGUUCAAUCAGUCGAGUCAAGGAGACAAACCAACUUGCAGGCUCUGCUUCAGUAUUGUUAUACAACACCAUGCCUUGGCUUGGCCCAUUGUUGAAGUCCAAAAGGAUUCUCAUGAAACAUAGUGACACCAACAAGAAAGAAAUGCUUGACCUGGUGAUGGAGCUGAAGGAGACCCUCAACCCUCAGAUGUUUAGAGGCUUCAUUGACUCAUUCAUUGCCCGAAAGGAGAACUUGGAGGCAUCCGGCAACAUGAAGUCUCAUUUCCACUAUGAGAAUCUGGUACAAACUGUGACCCACCUGUUUAAUGCCGGUACCGAUACCACGGCGGCAACCAUGUGUUGGAGUCUGAUGCUGAUGGCCAAGUACCCCCAAAUACAAGAACGUGUCCAAGAGGAGAUGAGCAGGGUUAUAGGAAGUCGUCAGCCCUUGAUAGAAGACAGGAAGAACCUGCCCUACACUGAUGCAGUGAUCCAUGAGAUCCAGAGGGUGGCCAACAUUGCCCCCUUGGCUCUCCCUCAUAUCACCAGCCGAGACAUCACCUUCCAGGGAUACUUCAUCAAAAAGGGGACAGAUGUGAUUCCUCUGCUGACAUCUGUCCUUCAGGAUGAGAACGAAUGGGAGACUCCUCACACAUUUAACCCCGCCCACUUUCUGAAUGAGAAAGGUCAAUUUGUCAAGAGAGAUGCCUUCAUACCGUUCUCUGCAGGUCGUAGGGUGUGUCUGGGGGAGAGUCUGGCCAAGAUGGAGAUCUUCCUGUUAUUCACCUCCCUCCUGCAGCGUUUUCGUUUCUCCCCCCCCCCAGGAGUAACAGAGGAUGAUCUGGACCUCACACCAGUUGUGGGGAUAACCCUCAAUCCUUCACCUCACCAGCUGUGUGCUGUGAGCCGGGUCCAGAUCGAAAGCUGAUUACUAUCUUGAUAAAUAUAGGACUAUGCUGAAAAAAAACAUUGCUGAUCAUGAAUAAUACAUUAUUAAAGUAUUUACAGUAGCAAUAAAAU
Molecule: messenger RNA, 1640 nt
Organism: Esox lucius (northern pike)
Lineage: Eukaryota; Metazoa; Chordata; Actinopteri; Esociformes; Esocidae
Product: cytochrome P450 2K1
Exons: 9
Coding region: 16-1548 (510 amino acids)
Biological process (GO): xenobiotic metabolic process
Cellular component (GO): cytoplasm; intracellular membrane-bounded organelle
Molecular function (GO): heme binding; oxidoreductase activity, acting on paired donors, with incorporation or reduction of molecular oxygen, reduced flavin or flavoprotein as one donor, and incorporation of one atom of oxygen; iron ion binding
Source: RefSeq, a predicted model, not a curated record